AUGGCACUUCGCUUUGACGGAAAGGUGGCUAUUGUGACUGGUGCUGGUGGUGGUCUGGGCCGAACCUAUGCUCUUGAACUUGCUAAACGAGGAUGCAAAGUCGUAGGUAGGAAGAGUAAACUCGUCCACAACACAGCUUAUUUUGUUUAUUGGCCGGUUUGGAAAUUAAACACACACAAAUGAAU
Cylicostephanus goldi is the source of this 185-nucleotide messenger RNA. The record is from the annotation of a GenBank genome assembly. Lineage: Eukaryota; Metazoa; Nematoda; Chromadorea; Rhabditida; Strongylidae.